AUGAAUACGAACAAGCAAGUUGCCAAAGGUGCCCGGAAAUCGGCUCAGCCUAGUUCUAAUGAGCAUUUGAAAGCUUCGAGUUUUCAAGAACGUUCGAAAUAUCAUCAGCUUGCUGGUUCUCAAGAAAAGCUGAAGACUUCUGGAACUAAUGAGAAGCAUCAACCGAAAAGUGGAGAGAAACUGAAACCCCAAACGUCUCCAGAUCUUCCCCGUAAAGCACCAGUUAAAGGGAAAAAUGGACUAAAGAAGAGAGGUUCCACUGAAAAACGGGUUAAAACUACAGCAACUAAAACCAUCAGCAGAGAGGAAGAAGACGAUAAGCCAGUUGGGUUGGAGCGCAAGCGUUCUGUUGAGCAGCAGGAGUUCAUGGAAGAUACUGCAAAGUUGGCUAGAAAGCCAUCUAUGAAUGCUCUUUCUGAAACUAAAGUUUUAUUGGGUAAGGAGAAGGAUAAGGAUAAGAAGAAAGAGGAUGAAAUGAAAAUGAAGAAGAAAGAAGAGGAGAAAGAAAAGGAGGAUGAGUUUGCAAGUGAUCCCAGGGAGGAUAAAGAGCAACGAGCUGAGAUGAUCAGAAAAUGGGCGUCGGCUGUGAUGUUGAGCACUCCACCACAACUGCACAAAGACUACAAGUCUGUCAGUAAUGAGACUCCAGAAGCUGAAUGUGUCAACUGCUACAAGUACAAGGAUUCGAACCGGUAUCCCAACAUUCGAAAAAUGCUGCGAAUAUUUUUCGUAACGAUUAAUUUUGAAGCAUCUGAAAAUGUAUCAACUUUUAGGGAAACUGUAGGUAUGCACGAGUUGGAUGAAGUCAAAGUUUUCACUGAGGCUGUUAUUGAGGUCCCUGAUGCCAGUGGAAAAGAAAAAUAUUUUCAAAGAUCUUUAAAAAUUGUCGUGAAAUCGACUGGCAAGGAAUUCAAGCUGAACCACUAUCAAUGGCCAUCAUGGCCAGAUCAAGGGAUGCCGGAUUCAUGUGAUCUCUCACUUCGCAUUCUUUCAUCUGUUCGCAAAGAUAGGCAACCCAUCAUCGUCCAUUGCUCAGCUGGAGUUGGCCGUACUGGCACUCUUGUAUUGAUCGAAUCUCUAAUUUCUUCUCUCCGCCAUUCUAAGCCUCAAAACCCAAAAGAUGCAUUUACACUUCUUCGUAAAGAUCGUGCCAAAAGUGUUCAGACUCUUUCCCAAUAUGUCUAUGCGAUUCGUUGUGUUCUAGAAUAUUUUAUUUCAAAAGGUCUCAAAAAAAAUGAACAAGAGUGGGCCAAGUUCAAGGAGACGUACGCAAAAGUGAAGGCAAAAAAGCUGAAAGCGAAGAAAGAUGAAAAAGGAAAGGGCCGGAAGAACUCUCUAUCCCAAGAGAUUUCCGAACCAAAUCUGGCUAUUAUUGUUGAUCCAGCAGCUCCCAAGAAACCUGCUCUACCUCCAGGACCUUUCGAAGUCCAAACCUCAGAUCGUGGACCGGCUCCAGAUGAUCCUUCUACUCCUCCUCCGAUGGCUACUCCUUCUUCAAUGCCAUCUCCGAUGCCAUCCCCGAUUCCUUCUCCAUUGACUCCACCACCACCACCACCGCCAUCGAAUGCUCCACCUAUGAUUCACCCGGUGUUUGCUCCACCGGAUCAUCAAGCCAUCGAUAUCACCCUCACAUGUCCACCACCGGUUUCCAAAUCAGCCAUGAACAAUCCAUAA
Messenger RNA from Caenorhabditis briggsae, 1674 nucleotides. NCBI's taxonomy places the organism in Eukaryota, Metazoa, Nematoda, Chromadorea, Rhabditida, Rhabditidae. The record is from RefSeq and is a predicted model, not a curated record. The transcript is spliced from 7 exons. The coding region runs from base 1 to 1674 and encodes 557 amino acids. Gene Ontology annotation, molecular function: protein tyrosine phosphatase activity. Gene Ontology annotation, biological process: protein dephosphorylation.